This is a messenger RNA of Tricharina praecox, 2579 nucleotides long. RefSeq lists its product as uncharacterized. Bases 196 to 2217 code for a protein of 673 amino acids. Gene Ontology annotation, biological process: transmembrane transport; monoatomic ion transport. Gene Ontology annotation, molecular function: monoatomic ion channel activity. The record is from RefSeq and is a predicted model, not a curated record. The transcript has 22 exons. NCBI's taxonomy places the organism in Eukaryota, Fungi, Ascomycota, Pezizomycetes, Pezizales, Pyronemataceae. Gene Ontology annotation, cellular component: membrane.
CCGGGUUCACUCCAGCAACCUCACCGCCAAAUCGCCCGGAACGCCUGAGGAAUUUCAUUCUCUCCUCCUUCCCUCCCUCCUUAUCUCCCUACUUAAAGAGUCUCUCACAGCCACCCCCCCAGCUCUUGACCCCCGAGUCAAAUUUUCCUCUCCACGCACCCAAAUUCUUCAUUACUGAAGUGCUACCUCGGCUGCAUGCCGUCGUAUGUACGAACCCCCCAUCGCUCGCCGCGACCAGAGUUCGAUGGAUUCGAUGCAUCCGUCGUAAAUCCGCCAAUAAUUCACGAUGACAUGAAUUUCUCGGAGAUGUGUGAUACGUUCAUAUCGUUUUUCAGUGAACACAUCGAAGCACCACAGACAUUGAGCUCGCUAAAGCUCGUGCCGGCUGUGUCGCAUCUCGGCGUACAGCUUGCGGAACGAAGCCAUAACCCGGCUACCGUCGCCGCGCUCCUUUGGUGUCGUGCGGAGUUUGCGUCGGGCGACGAAGAUGGGGAGGGCUUCGGCGUGGGUGUCUAUAUGACGAGAGCGCUGGCAUGUGAAGUCGUCGCGUGCGAUUUGACGUCCAGUCUCUCUGCGGCGGAAGCCUUGCAGUAUCUCUGUCACGAGUUGUCGGUAUUAGAUGUGAGCGGUGCGGAGCCGACGGAAUCGUCGUACCUGCUGAGUGGCCAGUCGAACGGAGGUGGUUCCGGUGGCGCGGAUGUCGAGAACGGUAGAAGGAAGCGAUAUGAAGGAAUGACGACGCUGGAAAUUGCUGUCCUGGCGGACUGUAAGAAGUUCAUCUCGCAUCGACCUGUUCAGAAGAUCAUCAACGGAAUCUGGGACGGCUCGAUAUCAUUCUGGAAGUCACUGGACGUUGAUGGAUCCAAGUCUCCCCAUUUCUUCAAUCCCCGGAAAGCCGAUCCGUUCUGCAGACUUAGGGUUCCCAAGUAUCAGAAGGCAUUCGAAGCGCUGUUCUUUGCCACGUUACUCGGACUCUAUUAUUUCGUUCUCGUGGAGCGGAACCCGUAUCGCAUCAUGCCAUCGGAGAUAGCUUUGAUUGUAUUCUUCACUGCUUUUGCCGUGGACGAGUUCUCGUCCAUGAAGGACUCGGGUGUCACGUUUUAUGCGGCCGACUUCUGGAGCUGGCUGGACAUGUUUAUCAUCCUUAUCGGAGUGAUAUUCCUCGGUUUCCGUAUAUCCGGAGUGGUGAAGGACAGCGAUGAUAUCACGGACACGGCAUUCGAUAUUCUCUCACUGGAGGCACUGCUGCUCGUACCAAGGCUGUUUUCACUGUUCACUUUGGAUCCAUACUUCGGGGUUCUGAUUCCUUGCCUGAAGCAAAUGACCAAAGAGUUUAUGAAAUUCUCCGUAUUGGUCCUGAUCCUAUACUUCGGCUUUCUCACUACGUUCUCCCUACUGGCCCGCGACCGCAUGUCGUUCAAAGACGUAUCAUGGAUGUUGAUCAAUGUGUUCUUCGGUUCGAGCUAUGUCGGAUUUGAUGCAAUGAGAGAAAUUUCACCCAUCCUCGGGCCGCCAUUGAUGCUCAUCUUCGUAAUUAUGACCAACAUCUUGCUCAUCACGUCGCUCAUCAGUCUGCUCUCAAACAGUCUGACCAAUAUGAUGGCGAACGCUAGAGAGGAGUAUCUGUUCAUGUUUUCUACGAUGGUCCUGGAGGCGUCUACGAGCAACCGGCUCGUUGUGUUUUAUCCGCCGCUGAACCUAUUACCGUUGAUCCUCUUGCGCCCACUUCGGCUAGUGGUGUCGUCGCAGAAGCUCCGAAAAUGGAGAAUCACACUACUCAAGUUCUCGCACUGCCUCUUUGCACUGGCUAUUUUGAUCUUUGAGAGAAUCAAAGGGAGAAAUGCGAACGCUCGCAGCAGGGGAUUCUCAUGGGGUCCGAGCAACGACAAAAAGCCAGUCCAUCACGGACUUGGCAUAGGCGGCAUCGGGAUUCUCAAUCGCCACUCGAUGUGGGUCGGGGCGACUGGGCGCUUAGGCGCAGGCCGACUGGCCGGCGGUCGGCUGGGGUUCGGGAACGGAGGGCUCCAGGCCGCCGGCGGCGGCGCACCGACCAGCUCGUCGAGCAUAGACGAACGGCUUGAAACUGCCGAGCCUCCUGUCGAAUCUAGGUUUAAUCGCCUCGCGCCUAAAGAUCAGGAGGAACUCAGGCGAGUGAGAAUAUCGGUCGAAGAGCUAACGAGGAAGAUGGAUGCGAUUUUGUCACAGACCCGUGAGUGAGAGGACAGAUUGGGGGGUGAUAGGGAGGACCUGGUAGGGGGUGUGGGUUCGGGGGGUGUGAGUGGGAACAACCUACCGAGUAAGAAGUACUCGUAUCUACUACAAGUUGGGGACCGAAUAACAGUGGGAUCAUAUGGGAGGAUCAUAUGGGAGGGGAUAAUUGGGUCACACCACCUUUUCUUUUUUCUUUUCUUUUCUUUCUUUUCUUUUUCUCUCUCUCUUUCUUUCCCAUCUUGUCAUCUUCUUUCGUUUGGGUGGAAUGGGGAACCCAUCAGAGGGAGAAUGCAGUGGCAUGGAAGUAUACGAGUAGGUGUCAAUUAAAUGCACCCUCGGUGCCGCUAGACGCACGCAUGAAUCCAGGG